This is a messenger RNA of Bolinopsis microptera, 1278 nucleotides long. RefSeq lists its product as uncharacterized. The record is from RefSeq and is a predicted model, not a curated record. Bases 1 to 1278 code for a protein of 425 amino acids. NCBI's taxonomy places the organism in Eukaryota, Metazoa, Ctenophora, Tentaculata, Lobata, Bolinopsidae. The transcript is spliced from 4 exons.
AUGUUUCUCUUGUUCCUUUGUGUUAUUUACCUGCCUGUAUUUGCAUCAACUGAUAGUGAUAAGCAGUACAGUGCACUGCACUUUGGAACCUCUUCGAGCGAUCAUAUUAGUUUCAACUAUGACAUGGCCCCAUUCCGAGAUUCUCUGUCCAUAUGCACGUGGAUCAAACGUAUCUCCACCUCAUCUUCACACCCGAUAGUGUUUAACUACUUAACUAGCGUUGACGAGAUUUUGAUUGCGCCUAAUGGCGAAUUUAACAGAGUAGUAGCUGAUACAGGUUUGGAAAACAGACACAACCUUUUCACAGUACCAUCGGCUGAAAUAAAGAAAAUAGCAGAAGGGGGACUAUGUUUUCAUUUAGAGGAAUUUUCCGACACUAGGAUCCUUCGAUGGGAGGAUAUUCUGGACAGAUCACGGAGUGGGUCUGUGAGUGAGGUAAAAGUGUGUGAGUGGAAAAGGAAACUAGAUACUCGGUUGAGAGAGUCACAAGAGAAACUGGCAAGUGUGACUGGAAGGCUGAACGGAACAGAGGCUCAACUUAGUAGGUCGGAGGAGAAAGUGGAGACACUAGCCAAUCUUCUUAAUUCAACUCAAGAAGAGUUAGAGUCAAGUCAACUGAAUUUCACUGAAGCUAAGAAGCAGCUUAAUGUAACGAAGGAAAAGCUGGUCACUGCAGAGGAGGAGCUGAAGGGGGUAACAUCUGAUCUGGAGGAGGUGACUGCUGAUCUGGAGGGGGUGACUGCUGAGCUGGAGGAGGUGACUGCUGAUAUGAACAGGACUGAAACUGCAUUGGAAACAGUUACCGGAGAUCUAAACUCAGCACAGGCAGAACUAGGAGCUGUAAGUGAUGACCUGGAGACUUGCUCCGCCGGCUUAAAAGACAUAGGGAGAAAGUUUAAAGAAUCUCGAACAUUCCACAAUGUCACCAGAUGGGAUGUCCUGUUUACUACCCCAUAUUUCAACAAGGUCUUCUCGAAUGAGCUGUUCCGACAACUCACCAACAGUUGGAAAAUGUUGGAAAAGUUCGUGGGCACGAACAUGACGGAGGGUGUUAUACAACAUUUCCGGCAUUUCCACCGAGAUGAAAUGUGCGAAGCCUUCGAACUCAUAAUGAUUGAGCACUUUAAGGAUACCGAGAUGACAACAGGAAUUAUGCCAUUAUGGCUCACUUUAUGGAAACUCAUUCGAAUGGGUGUAAGGAGUGAGGACGACACCGAUUCAAUACUCAUAGACCGGGACGCGCGCGCGCGGACGAUCAUAGACCGGGGACGACACUGA